GUAAGCCCUCUCCUCCCCGGCAAGCAAGCGGUCACCCGGAGCGCAGCCUUUGUCUUUGAAGACCUGGGCCUGCAGGUUCGCCCUCUCCCUCCCGGCAAGCCAGCAGUCACCCGGAGCGCAGCCUUUGUCUUUGAAGACCUUGGCCUGCAGGUGCAGCGCAAAGGGCCCCCCUCCGGUCCUGCUCCUCCCCACUCCAUGCCGCCGCCCCCCGCCUCAAACCCUAAUCUGCCCGGAAAUUUUCCUCCCGGGCAGCCGCCAAUGUGGGGCAGCAGCAUGAGCACGGGCGGAGUUAACGGCCCGCCAACCCCAUCAAGUAAGAUGCUGCUGGGGCCGGGGGCACGGUCACACAGAGGCAUGCGAUUGCUGUCUGAGGAUGUACCUGAGAUGAGGCAGAGAGCAGGGCCGGGAGGCAGGAGGCCGGGUGGGGGUGGGGAGUAUGAGGGUGGGAGAGAGGUGCGGGCGCCGUCUCCUGAUGAGAGUCGGCUGAGUGAGAGGAUGCGGAGGCAGAGUUUGGGAGAGGGAGGGGGAGCGAGGGGUGGGGGUGUGAGUGGUGGUGGGGGAGGCGGGGAUAGGCAAGGGCACAGGUAUUCUGGGUCGACCAUGAGCAAUGCCAGCAGCGCUGUUGGGGGUGGUGGGGCGGGUGGGAGUAGCAGUGGCUCUGCGCGUAAGCCAGGCAAGGAUCAGCAGCAGCAGCAGGGUUCUCGAGCAGAGAAGAGGCAGCCGCCGACGCCACAGCAGCAGGCAGAGCAGAGGGAGAGAAUCAUGAAGAAGCUAGCAGGGGGCCAGCCACAGCCGCAACCACAGGCCCUGGUGGAGCAAGAGCCGGGCGGCGAGAAGAUGAAGAGGACAAGCACAGGCGGUAGAAGAUGA
Molecule: messenger RNA, 870 nt
Organism: Closterium sp. Naga37s-1
Lineage: Eukaryota; Viridiplantae; Streptophyta; Zygnematophyceae; Desmidiales; Closteriaceae
Source: the annotation of a GenBank genome assembly